CCUUUUGAGAUAAGGAAGCCUAAAACGCUCUCCGAGCUGAUCUAUCUGAAAUCUGAAUGGACCCAUCUUAUUUCUGUUUCAGGUGGAAAAUGAAUGUGGAGAGAUUCCCACGAUUAUAGUUCAGAACAAAAUCGAUUUAAUGGAUCAAUGUGUAGUCGGACCAGAUGAAGCCGAGCUAGUAGCAAGGGCACUGGGCUGUCGACUCAUGCGGGCGUCUGUGAAGGAGGACGUAAACGUGGGCGCGGUGUUCCGAGCACUCGCUGCGCGCUGCCUCGCCGACAUGCGUCGCGAACACUCGACCGACUCGCCGCCGCCCUGUGUGGCGCCCGUCAUAGGUACAUUCACCAACCACAACAGUAACGGCACGAUCCUGCUGCGACCGACCAAGCAUCGGUCCGGCGGCAAGAAGAAAAACGUUCUCAAGAGCGCUUGCCGGAUAUUGUGAACUAUGUUAAUAAAACAAAGACAUUUUGA
This is a messenger RNA of Maniola jurtina (meadow brown), 474 nucleotides long. Its product is annotated as ras-related protein Rab-23-like. Lineage: Eukaryota; Metazoa; Arthropoda; Insecta; Lepidoptera; Nymphalidae. The transcript has 3 exons. The record is from RefSeq and is a predicted model, not a curated record. Bases 140 to 445 code for a protein of 101 amino acids.